Molecule: messenger RNA, 1219 nt
Organism: Dendrobium catenatum
Lineage: Eukaryota; Viridiplantae; Streptophyta; Magnoliopsida; Asparagales; Orchidaceae
Exons: 3
Coding region: 51-572 (173 amino acids)
Cellular component (GO): chloroplast
Source: RefSeq, a predicted model, not a curated record
CAUUUACAAACUAUGGAUAAGAAAGAUAUUUUCUUCAGCCAUUCUGAAGGAUGAUGCGAGCUCUCGACCUUCUUCCCCUCUCCAUUCCACCUCCGUUCAGGCGACACCUCUCGCCCAAAUCUCUCCCUUCUUCUCUCUUCUUCUCAUGCGUCUCAAAGCCCUAUUGGACGAAAGCUCCUCCCUUUUCAUUCCGGCGCGAAUCCACCGCUCUACGCAGCAGUAUCAAUGGCAAGAAGCCCGACGAAUCCGUCUUCUUUGACGAUGAUGGCGCCAUCGACGACAUGGAUGGGUAUCUCAAUUACCUCUCGCUGGAGUACGAGUCUGUUUGGGAUACCAAACCCUAUUGGUGUCAACCAUGGACGAUAGUGCUAACGGGAGUGAUUGUGACUGCAUCUAGUUGGUUAUGGCUUCACUCGAUUGUAAUCAGCAUUGGGGUUUCUUGCUUGAUAUUUGCGUGGUGGUACAUUUUUCUCUACGCCUAUCCCAAGGCUUAUUCUAAUAUGAUUUCCGAGCGCAGGAAAAAAGUGAACAGUGGCGUUGAAGAUACUUUCGGUUUCAAAAACAGUAAAUGAGGUUUCGUUUGGGACAGCUUUCUUUCUGCUUUUUAAAGUAAUUUUCUAGUAUAAAAAAUAAAAUUUUUGUACUAGGAAGCUGCUUUAAGAAGCAGAAAGAAAGCUAUCCCAAACAAAACCUCGUCGAGAAAUGAAAAAAAAAAAAAUUGUGUUAGAAUAUUCUUGAUAUAAAUUGUAUUAGAAUGAGUUUAAAAAUUAUUGAUUUGUUUUGCGAAUAUUAUAAUAUAUAACUAUUCUCAAAAUAAAUUCAAUAAUUUUUAAAUGUAUAAGCUCUAUCAAUAUAUCGUAAUACAAAAUUUUCUCCUGAGAAGUGUUGGUGGAUUUGAUCUUUACCUGUUACAGAUUGACAUAUAAGGUUAGGGUGGGGGUAAUUGGAGAUCGCUAUAUUAUUCUUCUAAGAAUUCGUUUGGGAUGAUUUUCUUACUGCUUCUUAAAACAGUUUUUUAGUAUAAAAAUUUUAUUUGUUAUAGUAAAAAACUGCUUUAAGAAGCAGUAAGAAAGUUAUCUCAAACGAAACCUAAAUCUUUGUUGUAAAUUAAUCUUUUGUCAGUGAAAUUCACCUAUCAAUCCAUCUAUGAUUCUGUAAACAGGAAUGGCUAGCUAUAUGAGCAACCAUUAUUAUGUUGAUUUUUAAUUUUUGAGAACCA